UGCCUCACUUGCACUGAACUCGGGCAGGUCCCUCCCUGUCCCCGGGCAGAGGUCACUGGAAAGCACGGAAGAGUCUCCAUCCGCCCGCUGCUUCUGUUUGCCCGUGAACUGGCCGCAGCCCUGCUUUCUCCGUGACAGAGAAGGUGUCACAUGACUGGGUGCUGUCCCUCACGCGCACAGGGGAGCUACGGUGCUCUCCUGAAAAUGAGGACCCGUCCCCUAAACUCGGGAGAGUCGCCUUUGGGUGGCAAUGCUCUGACACUCUCCAAACUCUCCCCAGAAGGGCUUCCUCCCAGGCCGCCAAGAUGCCCGUCGCCGUGGAAAAUGUCAUGAGGCUGCUGUGCUCCAUUUCUGACCAGAAGAAAAUGAGAGUGCCUGUCCAGCCCUCUAAUAAGAGUGCCCCGAUGGCUAUAACUGGGGCCCUGCUUGGUACCGUCUUUGGUGGCCCACCGGGACUAAUCGUCGGCGGCGUCCUCGGGGGGCUCGUAGGGUCUGGGAUGUCGGACGAGCCCUUUAAGCCCGUCCAUAAGAUUCUCCAGCAGCUGUCGCAUAACCAGAAGCAGAAGCUGUUGGACAAGGUCAAGACCGUCAUCUGGAACCUGGACUGGAUGGACAAUGUGGAGCUGAUGGAACUGGUCAUGCGCAGUGAGAGGCUCCAGAGGCAGCUGGCGGACGUCCUGGUGGGUUUCAUCAAGGCGGAGCUGAAGACCGAAGUGCAGUUUGGGGUCUAGUCCCUCGGGGCCAGGGGUCCCCAGGAGCGGCGGGGGCUGGGUGCCCGCAGAGCCCCGUGUUGCCUUAAACCUGCCACGCCCACCCUUGUCCCCCUCACAGCACACGCAAGCGAUUCACACUAG
Molecule: messenger RNA, 854 nt
Organism: Phyllostomus discolor (pale spear-nosed bat)
Lineage: Eukaryota; Metazoa; Chordata; Mammalia; Chiroptera; Phyllostomidae
Product: protein C19orf12 homolog
Exons: 2
Coding region: 306-731 (141 amino acids)
Source: RefSeq, a predicted model, not a curated record